Cylas formicarius (sweet potato weevil) is the source of this 2205-nucleotide messenger RNA. It is a transcript of the gene IntS9, whose product is annotated as integrator complex subunit 9. Gene Ontology annotation, biological process: snRNA processing. Gene Ontology annotation, cellular component: integrator complex. The record is from RefSeq and is a predicted model, not a curated record. Lineage: Eukaryota; Metazoa; Arthropoda; Insecta; Coleoptera; Brentidae. The transcript is spliced from 11 exons. Bases 173 to 2113 code for a protein of 646 amino acids.
CUUAGCAACAUUGGCCAGAAAAGCGUUAAAAAAAGGUUAAAAGUUUUAUUUUAAUUAUAUACUGAAAAAAAUAGCCGGGAGUAGAACUUAAUAUUUGGUAUAAUGUUAUAAUUUUUGCUUAGUGAUAAAUAUGCUCAUAAGGUUAUUUUACGUCUAAUUCAAUUAAUCAGAUAUGAAAUUGUAUUGUCUAAGUAACGAUCCCAAUAAACCAUGUCACAUACUUACAUUUCGCGAAAUCACCGUUAUGUUGGACUGCGGCCUUUCAAUGCAGUCUGUACUGAAUUUUUUGCCACUAUCUUUUGUGCCCUCAAAUAAAUUAAAGGAUCUAAAUAAUUGGAUGCCAUCUGAUGUUUCUGAUCCUGAAUUGGAAGGGGAGCUGAAAGAAAAUGGGGAUAGAGUUUUUGUGGAUUCCCCACCAGAGUUUCAACCACCUUUGGAUAAGCUAAUAGAUUUUUCUCAGGUGGAUAUCAUUUUAAUAUCUAAUUAUUUAUGUAUGAUGGCUCUUCCUUUUAUAACAGAAGGAACAGGAUUUCAAGGAAGGGUGUAUGCUACUGAACCUACUUUGCAUAUUGGAAGGCUUCUAUUGGAAGAACUUGUAAUCUACAUAGAACAAUGUCCAAAGUCAAGUUUUGCAUCUCAAUGGAAAAAUUUUACACACAAGUGUCCACAUCCAUUAAAUGAAGCUUUCAAACCAAAAUCUUGGAAGCAAAUCUACAAUAUGAAUAGUGUUAAUACAAGUCUCUCUAGAAUUCAAAUGGUUGGUUACAAUGAAAAAAUCGAUGUUUACGGAGCUUUGCAAGUAAUACCUGCAAGUUCAGGCUUUUGCCUUGGUUCAGCGAAUUGGGUAAUUACAUCAGAUCAUGAGAAGAUUGUUUAUCUAAGCGGUUCUAGUACUUUGACCACUCAUCCAAGGCCUAUGGAUCAUCACGCAUUAAAAAAUGCAGAUGUUUUAAUAAUGACUGAUUUAACUCAAACUCCUAUCAGCAAUCCUGAUUCAAUGCUAGGCGUUCUAUGUGUAGUUGUUGGUUUAACUUUAAGGGGAGGAGGAAAUGUCCUUAUACCAUGUUAUCCAACAGGAGUUGUUUAUGACCUGUUUGAAUGCCUGUCAGGAAAAAUGCAAGAACUUGGUGUUUCAAACUCUCCAAUGUUUUUUGUUUCGCCUGUAGCUGAUACAUCUUUAGCCUAUUCAAAUAUCUUGGCGGAGUGGUUAUCAUCGGCGAAACAAAACAAAGUCUACGUUCCUGAUGAACCAUUUCCUCAUGCAAUGUUAGUGAAAAAUUCGAAACUAAAACAUUUCAGGCAUAUUUAUUCUGAUGGAUUCAGUACAGAUUUUCAAGAGCCUUGUGUAGUGUUUUGCGGUCAUCCAAGCUUGAGAUUUGGGGAUGUGGUGCAGUUUAUCGAAUUAUGGGGAAAUAAUCCAAGAAAUUGUAUUGUAUUUACAGAGCCUGACUAUGAUUAUAUAGAAGCGUUGGCCCCUUACCAACCAUUACAAAUGAAAAUAGCACAUUGUGCUAUUGAUACUUCAUUAAAUUUCACCCAAGCAAACAAAUUAAUUAGGGAUUUAAAACCUGCCACUUUAAUUAUACCUGAAUGCUAUACCAAACCACCGGCGUCCACUCCACAUGCCACAGAAUACGUAAUAGAAAAUAAUUCUGAACGAACUGUUAUACCUUAUAAGUGGGGUGAGGUAGUCAAUCUUCCAGUGAAACGCAAGCAAGGUCAAAUCUUUAUUGAAAACACCGUGGCACAAAAAAUUGUUCCUGUUGAAGUAAAACCUGGUGUUAGUUUAUCUACAAUUACGGGCACAUUAAACGUCAAAGAUAAUAUCCACAAUAUGCAGGAUAUAUCCCAAGAUUGUAAACUUGUAAAUAAGGAUGUAAAGUAUGAGUGGGGAUCAGUAAAUAUCAAUGAAUUUAAACAGAAGCUAUUUCAAGAAGGAUUUACAGAUGCCAAAGUUGAAUCUUUGGGUGGUAAUGUUGUAGUAAUUCAUUUGCAAGAUGAGGAUACUUUGAUCCAACUAGAAGAUAACAAUACUCACGUGGUAUGUAACGGUGACGAACAGCUAAGGACAAAGUUGAGAAAUAUUGUUAUGCAGUGUUUGAAAAAGUUUUAGACUAUUUUCAGUAUAUUUUCUUUUUACAUUACUGCGACAAAAUAAAUGUUGACCGAUCAACAAAUAGUUUAAAAUAUUAUACCUACCUAAAA